GCGCCCCCGCCAUCUGCGUCCGGACUGACACCUCGAGUUUCGGCCAGGACUUUUCGAAAUGUAUUCGUUACGUUUCAGACGAUUCCGGGACACCUUGCAGCCCCAUAGCAAACGUCUGCCGCUCCCAGUGAUCUCUUGCAGCUCAUUCAGGACACUCUUCUGGCAUUCGCUUCACGCUUGCCGCCCUUAUCGUUGAUAUCAAUGUCUGCCAUAGGAACCUCAUACCCCUCUGGACUUGGGAUCAUAGCUAGGAACAGGGACGGUGUUUUUAUCCGCUCUGAUACACUGCUCAAUUUUGGAGCCUCUCAGACGAGAAACGCCGCUGAUCUCAAGGUUCUCAUGGGCAACUCGAACGCGCGGUUGAAAUCCGGAGCAACCUCGGAAGAUGCGGCAGACGAUCAGGACAGUGCUGUCCCUCAAACAGUCUCUCUUGAGCAAGCGAAGACACGGGCUCGUGUCGAAGUAGAUAUCAUCCUGGCCAGCGAUGCUUUCAUUCAGGGCAGUCAGGUCAGAGGACACAUCAAACUACGGGUUCGUAAGAGAACGAAGAAGGAGGCUCCAGUCUCUAUCGCUGACGGCAAAAUCCGAGUCGUCGGCUUCGAGUGCAUCCCAGGCGACGAGGAUCGUCACACGUUCUACCAGUGCGCGUCACCCUUGGAGGCCGUCACCGAAGGCCUUCCUCUCUUGUACAAUUCCUCCCCCGACUCGGAAGGCUUCGUAGAAAUUAUCGAAGGUGUCCAUGUCUUGCCAUUCGUCAUGCGCUUGCCGUCGGAUGGCACUUUCGGGAUGGCGAAGGGAGUCCUUAAUGUCCAUUCGGGCGUGAACGUGCGGUACAUCGCGAUGGUAUCAGUCAAGGUCAAGGACACGAAGAGUGGGAAACGAUCUGUUGCGCAUUUUUACCGGAAUUGCGAGGUCUGGCCUCGGCUUGAUUUGUCCGUCGUCCUCGCGCCUGCUCCAAGGCCUCUUCAAGCCGCAACAAGCAAAAGUCUCUCUGUGCUGAGCAACGGCAGCAAAGUGAAGCUAACUGCGCUGAUGCACCGGCUGACUUGGGUAGCCGGUCAAAGAUGCUAUGUUGACGUUUCUGUCAUCAACGAAACGAAGAAGACCGUCAAGACGUUGACCUUGACGCUUAUUCGGACGACGACUAUUUUCCGGCCGAAGCCUGCACUUGACGCCGGAAGCGUGCGCUCAGUGGAUCUAGACGCAUGUCAGACUUCGACGAUGCACAAGUUACUCGCGGAAACGGUCCUGGAGAUGGCUCAACGAGGAACGAAAGGCCAUGCCAGUGCUAAGGGUUGGUGGACCGGCGUGGGGCCUGGUAAGGAGCUAGCAUUUUCCCAUUAUAUUCUGUUACCGGCUGAAGCCUUGUCGAUUAUACGAGGCCGUUUGCUCGAGGUGGAAUAUUCUAUUCGUGUCACACUGAGCGCUGGGUCAUUGUCCUCCGAUGUGCACGUUACACUUCCCGUACGUAUCGUCAAUUUUCUCUCCAUUGACCCGGCACCCGUCGGCUUGCUACAUUCUCCGAGCGGUGCCCAUCAUUACUCGCAGUGGAGAGAUAUUGUUCCAAGGGCAAGGUAG
Molecule: messenger RNA, 1578 nt
Organism: Laetiporus sulphureus 93-53
Lineage: Eukaryota; Fungi; Basidiomycota; Agaricomycetes; Polyporales; Laetiporaceae
Exons: 6
Coding region: 202-1578 (458 amino acids)
Biological process (GO): signal transduction; G protein-coupled receptor internalization
Cellular component (GO): cytoplasm
Molecular function (GO): G protein-coupled receptor binding
Source: RefSeq, a predicted model, not a curated record